GAAGUCAGCCGUCGCCCGCAGUUGGCCGAGAUGCCCUGGUGGGCUCUGUGGGGCCUACUCUCGUUGACUCCGCUCUCCGCCGAGGCGUUCCCGCACACCAACAUUAAAAUCAGUCAAGGGCCAAUUCUGCCUUCCAUGUGCCCCCUGUUCUGGAUGGAGUAUGACAGCUACUGCUAUAGAUUCUUUCCUCUCAAUAAAACCUGGGCCGAAGCUGAUCUUUACUGUGCGGAGUUCUCCAUAGGCAUUAAAUCUGCCAAACUGGCCUCCAUUCACAGCUGGGAAGAAAAUGUCUUUGUGUAUGACCUAGUAAACAGUUGUGUUCCUGGGAUUCCUACAGAUAUCUGGUUGGGACUCCAUGACCGGAGACAGGAAGGCCACUUUGAAUGGACGGAUGGCACAUCCUACGACUAUAAUUACUGGGAUGGGAACCAGCCAGAUGAUGGCAUCCACUCGGUACCAGAGGAGGAAGAUUGCGUGCAGAUCUGGUACCGAUAUAACAGCGCUCUGAGGUCGUGGAAUGAUAACACCUGCAGUCGGGAAUUCCCCUUUGUCUGCAAGAUUCCAUCUUUGGCGAUCAACUGACACCUCCUUCUCUCUGGGAUUCAUCUGGGACCCAAAGCUUAGCAACACCCUAGGAUGUUGCUGCUGCUCUGUAAAUAUAAAACUCUCUUCGUAUUAAGAAAGCCACUCAAUGGUGAAAAUAAUAGCUCUCUCUUUCUCUCUGAGGCCUACUGCUCUACCAAGACAAGUUAUAGUUCUCACUGAUGUCCCUGAUCAACAGUAAUUUCCUGAUAGAAAAAGCCACUAGGCUAUGUGUGGGGGAAGAGGAACGGGCAGAGAAGGAUCCAAGCUAAAAACAACUCUGAGUCUCCAUCUGGAGUUUGUAAAGCGGAGGAAGAGAACUUGUUGACCUUUUAAUCCAAUUAAAGCAGCAGCCGAGAAGGUGUAGAGCUGACAGGAUCUGGGAGAUCCAUCUAGCAAUGGGGAGCUGACCGGAUCAGAUUCUAAGACCCCUGAAUGGAGUUUACCGUGGAAGUUUCUGUACUCUGUGACGUUUCUGGCCUUCAGUGUAUCAGUGUAGAAAGCACAGCUAAACUUUCCUUUAGAGUGAGAAAGUAAAUGGCAUCAACUAGCAACAUAGGAAUACCCUACCCAGCAGGAUAGGGUAGGAACAAUUAUUUAUAUGCAAAAAUUCAAAGGAAGCCCAAUUAGGUAAGCCUUUCCAAAGCAAUCGGGAGGUUUUGUUUGUUUUUUUUA
Molecule: messenger RNA, 1257 nt
Organism: Tachyglossus aculeatus (Australian echidna)
Lineage: Eukaryota; Metazoa; Chordata; Mammalia; Monotremata; Tachyglossidae
Gene: CLEC19A
Product: C-type lectin domain containing 19A
Exons: 5
Coding region: 31-582 (183 amino acids)
Molecular function (GO): signaling receptor activity
Source: RefSeq, a predicted model, not a curated record